UCUCAGAUGAAUUUUUAGAAAAACUUAGACAGAGUUCCUGCCACAGUACAGCCCUAAAGGUACUAGACAUGUGUUGUGGAAAAGGCGGAGACCUUUUAAAAUGGAAAAAAGCAAACAUUACCCACUUGAUUUGCGCAGAUAUUGCUGAUGUAUCCAUUGAACAGUGCGAGACUCGUUACAGAGAUAUAGAAAAUCGUAGUCAAAGUGAUCGAGGCUUUGCUCCACUGUUCUCUGCUGAAUUCCUCGUUGCUGACUGCUCAAAGGUUCGGUUGAGGGAGAAAUACAGGGAUCCGAGUGCGCUUCUUGAUCUCGUUAGUUGUCAAUUCGCAUUGCAUUAUAGUUUCGAGACGCUACCACAGGCUGAAUGCAUGAUGCAAAAUGCUGCUGAGACACUCAGAGCUGGCGGUUAUUUUAUUGCCAGUAUUCCAGAUGCUUAUAACUUAGUGGUGAAUAAACUUUGGGAUAUUGAGAGGACUUUCCGAGGCCACCCUCGAGUACUAUCAACUCCCAGGCGUGAGAAUAUAUUAAUUGACGAAUUAUCACGAUGGAAGAAAAUUGAUGGAAACAAAUUUGGAAAUGAUAUUUUCAGCGUUGAAUUUUUAAUCGAAAAAGAAAACAUUCCAUUGUUUGGUGCUAAAUACAAUUUCCAUCUCGAAGGAGUUGUUGAUUGUCCGGAGUUUCUUGUAUUUUUACCACUUUUAAAAAAACUCGCUUUGAAAUAUGGUCUAGAGAUGGUCUUAUUCGAAAGAUUUGAUGAGUUUUAUAAUCGUAUGAAGAACGAGGGCCGAUCACUUUUAGGCAAUAUGCAGGCACUGGAGACUUAUCCACCUUACCAUGAAGCACCACUUCUUGGACAAGCCCCAGGAGAUUAUCUGCACGCUGUCCAGUACAUGCAAAAUUCUACUGGGCACAGGAAAAUUGGGACAUUAUCGCACUCAGAGUGGGAAGCGACUUCAUUAUACGCAGUGGUUGCUUUUCAAAAGAUGAGGACAACGUGGAAUUCAGAAGGGAAGCCCGAGUAUUCCAAACUGUAAUUUAAGACGAUUUGUUACAACAAAAACUCAGAAUAAGAAGAAUAAAACAGCGAAGAACGAAGAUGAAAAGUCGAAAGUGUUAAAGAAAUAAUGUGUUUAGACUCAUAUUUUUACCUGUUAAGUGAGAAAUGCAGAGUGAACGGAAUUAAUUGUAUUAUAAAUAAAUUUUUCGUAUUUUGUGAAGGACGUGAAUGGCAUUAAGAUAUUUCCAAUGUAAAAAAUUUGAAGAUUUUCGUGAAACAUAAUAAAGAAAAACCGUAAAAGAUGUAA
Messenger RNA from Diachasma alloeum, 1304 nucleotides. RefSeq names its product mRNA cap guanine-N7 methyltransferase (gene Rnmt). Lineage: Eukaryota; Metazoa; Arthropoda; Insecta; Hymenoptera; Braconidae. The transcript has 6 exons. The record is from RefSeq and is a predicted model, not a curated record. Gene Ontology annotation, biological process: 7-methylguanosine mRNA capping. Gene Ontology annotation, cellular component: nucleus. Gene Ontology annotation, molecular function: mRNA 5'-cap (guanine-N7-)-methyltransferase activity. The coding region runs from base 69 to 1034 and encodes 321 amino acids.